Molecule: messenger RNA, 3410 nt
Organism: Stomoxys calcitrans (stable fly)
Lineage: Eukaryota; Metazoa; Arthropoda; Insecta; Diptera; Muscidae
Exons: 9
Coding region: 441-3329 (962 amino acids)
Biological process (GO): epoxide metabolic process
Molecular function (GO): epoxide hydrolase activity
Source: RefSeq, a predicted model, not a curated record
CCAUCAAUAUAUUAAGUUGGCUGAGAUGUUUUCAAAAUUAAAAAAAAACGAUUUGAAAAAGUAAAAUCGAAUUUAUUUUCACCCUUACCAAGGCGAAGGUUGUGCAUUCAAUUCCCAGCAGAGGUUUUGGCCUACCGCUAUUGUGGUUUCGAUGGUCUAGUGUAUCUACAAUGGACUGACUCUAUAGUCUAAUCAUACCUUCAAGCCGUGGCUAUGGGCACAGAGUGUUGAUUAUUUUUAUGACCAAAUAUAAGACUGGUGAUGAACCCAACAUAACUGAAUUGUGACGGACCCGCAUUAAUGUGCAUAGCUUGGUUGGGUACAGAAAUUUGAUGACACAAAACUUUUCAAACGCAUCACCAUCAGUUGCAACGAUAACCUUGAGCUGGAAGGUGCUACUUUGAGGUCAAUCAUUCGAAUGAACGCAGCAUAGACGAAAAAUGCGUUUAAUGAAGAAAACUUUAAUAGUGGCCGUUGGCCUGGUUUUGGCAUCUAUAGUACAAAAAUACAGAAUAUUACAGUACCCGAUUGCACCGCCGGAAAUGGAUUUAAAUAAAUACUGGGGUUUUGGAAAUGGGGCCGGCUACAGAGAAAAUAGAGCUGUUGAGCCAUUCGAUAUUUCUGUCCAGCCAAAGGUAAUUGAAGAUCUCAAAUUUCAUUUGAAUAAUCCAAUAAAGCUGCAUGAACCACUGGAAGAUGUUGCAUUUGAAUAUGGUUUCAAUUCUAAUUAUUUACAAAGCAUAAUAAAGUACUGGCGUGAUGAUUAUUUGCCUAAGUGGUCGGAGCGAGAAAGAUACUUGAAGAAAUUUGAUCACUUCCAGACAGAAAUUCAAGGAUUGAAAAUUCACUUUAUUCAUGUGAAACCCAAACAAGUCGAGAGCAAACGAAUUCUACCCAUUUUGCUAUUACAUGGCUGGCCAGGAUCAGUACGUGAAUUUUACGACUUUAUUCCCCUACUUACAACACCCAACGAUAGAAGUGAUUAUGUGUUUGAAGUUAUUGCUCCUAGUUUACCAGGUUACGGCUGGUCACAGGCUGCUACCAAGCAGAAUUUCGAUACUACUCAAAUUUCCAUUAUCAUGCGUAAUCUUAUGAUGCGUUUGGGCCACGAAACAUUUCUUAUUCAAGGAGGCGAUUGGGGUUCUAUAAUUGGAUCGAAUUUAGCUGCACUUUUUCCAGAAAAUACUUUGGCCUACCAUUCUAACACGUGUUUGAAUUUUAGUCCGAUUGCAGCAUUCAAAGCUGUGAUUUCCAAACUCUUCCCUUGGCUUUUCUACGCUAAAGAACAUUCAGUUUUCUUUAAAUCACUGGGCAAAUUCGUCGUCGAUGCUAUUGAAGAAAGCGGAUAUUUGCAUAUACAAGCCACGAAACCCGACACUAUUGGUACGGCUUUGUCCCACAAUCCUAUAGGCCUGGCAGCAUACAUUCUAGAAAAAUUCUCCUCUUGGACCAAUAACGAAUUUAAGCACUUGAAUGACGGGGGCCUUACCAAGCGUUAUACCCUUGAUAGUCUUCUGGAUAAUGUCAUGAUCUAUUACAUCACCAAUUCCAUUACCACAUCCCAGCGUCUAUAUUCGGAAAACUUUUCGACAGCUCAUCGGCAUCUGGAGAUGGACCGCGUUGCAGUCAAAGCUCCGACGGCAUGUGCGCGCUUUUUGUAUGAUGUAUGUCAUCAAACCGACUAUGAGCUCAAAGACAAGUACGUGAACAUGAUCCAAAGCACUUACCAUGAGGAAGGCGGUCAUUUUGCUGCAAUGGAAGUAUCGAAGAUAUUGUAUGACGACUUCAUUCAAUUUGUGAAAAAGGCUCAUCUGUCUAAUAAUGACGAUAAUGGUCAUAAUAGCAACAGCAAUCACGGCAAUUGUCAAACACAUCAGACACAAACGGGUACAAUGUCACCAUUUACGCGUGUUUUAAUCCUGUUACUCGCCAUGGGCGGGGGUAUGGUGUACAAGGAGAUCUCUCACUUGGUGGGCGAUGUUGAAGUUCCCCAGUUACCAAUGAAUCAGUGGUGGGGCGAUGAAGAGGAACCAAAAGAUUGGGAAGCCUAUUUGGCCAACUCAUCAGAAGUUAUAGGCAAUCGUUUAUUGUAUCCGGAUACGACUAUCGAUGAUUUGCGAUCGCAGCUCAAUCGUACGCUCCACCUUACGGAACCUCUGGAAGAUGUUGCCUUCGAAUAUGGCUUUAAUACGAAAUUUCUAGAGGAACUUGUCACAUACUGGCGCGAUGAUUAUUUGCCCCGUUGGCGUGAGCGCGAAGUCUUUCUUUGGCAAUUCAAUCAUUUUACCACCGAUAUUCAAGGUUUACGUAUGCAUUUCCUACAUUUGAUGGUUUAUGAGGAAAAUGCAGUGGGCAAACAUCACUACCCGGUACUCCUGUUACACGGUUGGCCUGGGUCUGUUCGCGAAUUCUAUAACCUUAUUCAUAAACUGCACCAGACCAAGCUCGACAAGAACAAUAAAUACAUAUUCAAUGUUGUGGUGCCUAGUUUACCCGGAUUUGCUUGGUCACAGGGGACAUCAAAACGAGGCCUGGGUCCGGCUCAAAUCGCAGUUAUGAUGCGAAAUUUAAUGCUACGCCUCGGAUACAAAAAAUUCUUCAUUCAAGGUGGUGAUUGGGGCUCUGAAAUCGGUUCAAAUAUGGCUACGCUAUUUCCGGAAAAUAUCCUCGGCUUUCAUUCCAACAUGUGCUUUGUUUCAACACCAAAAUCUCUAAUAAAGGGGUUCGUUGCUGGAAUUUUCCCCAGUAUCUUUGCUCCCAGAGGUUAUGAAGACUUUUUCUUCCCAACUUCAGAGAAAGUGAGUUACCUUCUAGAGGAAACUGGUUAUGCCCACUUACAAUGUACCAAACCGGAUACAAUUGGUUCAGCAUUACACGAUAACCCCGUUGGUUUGGCCGCCUACAUCCUUGAAAAAUUCUCAACAUGGACAAAUGCGUCAUAUCGCCACUUACCCGAUGGCGGCCUGAAGAAACGUUACAAAUUAGAUGCCCUUUUGGAUAAUGUCAUGAUCUACUAUUUGACCAACUCCAUAACAACUUCAAUGCGUAUUUACAAGGAGAUGGCAUCACCAGAGCAUAGAGCUCUGCAAAUGGAACGCGUACCCACCAGUGUACUUACUGGAUGCGCCCGUUUCAAGAGUGAUAUGGCACACUUAUUGGACAUACAACUGAGGGAUAAGUACAAGAAUUUAAUCCACAGUACCUACUACAAAGAAGGCGGCCACUUUGCUGCCAUGGAAGUACCGAACAUUUUGUAUCUAGACUUUAUAAACUUUGUCAAAAGAGUUGAGGGAAUUAAAAAAAUUUCCGGAUACAAAAUGGAACUAUAAACGAUUUUAAGAAGUGCAUUUUUUUUAUAAAUAUUUUACAAUAGACUUAUUUUCAAAAUAUAAUUGACUUAAGAAAAUAUA